AUGUCAAAAGCACCUUUUGAGAACACAUGGUACCACCGAAAGGUUGCAGAAAGUGCGUCGAAACCCUGCAACAUCUGCUUCAAACCGACAUCGAGUGUUCUGAUAACACCAAACAAUAAGGACUUCUUCUACGUAUGUAUCGGUCAUCUGUCUGAUCGAGGCUUCUGUCAGCCAGAUGCGGAUGAAGCCGCAGGGAUAGCUGAGCGCAAGAAGAAGGAGGAAAUGGAUCGCGAGAUUGAGAAAGUCAAGAAAGAAUACGAAGAGAAGCAAAGACUCAAGAAAGAGAAGCGAAAAGCAAAAGACAAAGAGAAGGAUAAAGAGACCAAGUCAAACGAGGAGGAAGAGGACAAAAAAGACGAGAAAGCCAAGGAAGAGAAGAUCAAAGAGCUUACUCAAUCGAGCGGCAAUACGACCACCGAGUCUGGUGCCCGGAUAUAUCACCUCAGCAAAUCCUUUUACCAAAUGCGCCUCGACAGACUGCGUAACGCGGAAAUUGCAAAGCGCAACCGCGAGCGCCUACAUAAUCCCGCCAACUUCCCCUCCGUUCCGAACAACCUACCUUGA
Ascochyta rabiei is the source of this 564-nucleotide messenger RNA. RefSeq lists its product as uncharacterized. The transcript has 4 exons. Lineage: Eukaryota; Fungi; Ascomycota; Dothideomycetes; Pleosporales; Didymellaceae. Gene Ontology annotation, biological process: vacuolar transport. The record is from RefSeq and is a predicted model, not a curated record. Gene Ontology annotation, cellular component: endosome. The coding region runs from base 1 to 564 and encodes 187 amino acids.